CGGCCGCAGCUCCUGCCGCCGCCGCUCCCCGCCAUGGGCUGCUCCAGCAGCGCCCGCAGCCGCCCCCCGGACCCGCCGACUGCCGCCGGGCCGCCGCCGCGGGCAUCAUCAGGUGAAAACACCCCCACUGCAGACGAUCACGAAACCAUAGCUGACCAAACACAGUUGGACCCAGUGGAGGAUGUGAGUCUUGCCUCUGAGGAGGCAAACCCAGGCAAGCAUCUGCCAGGAGAGGAGGCCGCAGCCGUGAUUCUGGCCGUAGAGGGAAAGAUCGAUUCGGUCAGUAAAAGAGAGGAACCGGAGGGCACCGAGCCCCUGCCUGCAGGAGUGGAGGAGAGCUCUGAGCUGCCAUCUGCUUGGAGAGAGGAGAGCAAUGGGCCUUCACCUCCAGCACCGGGAGAAGAUGUGUCUUCACCUCCAGCACCAGGAGAAGAUGCUGGGUCACCAUCACCAGGACCAGCAGAGGACAGUGGGCUGGUAGAGGGCAGUGACAGCUCUGUAGUGGAAAUCAUCAAGAAAGUACAUAUUACUGAAGAGGACCACCUCAUUGAGGGUGAGACGGGAGAACAGGUGGAAACUGAGCUGCUGAGUGAGAUAGUAAGUGGAGGGCCUGAAACAAAAGAAGAAGAAACAGGAGAAGCUGUGGAUGGUGCAGCAGCGACAGAGAUAGAGACAGCUAAUAACAAGGAAUAGAAGUUAUGUCGCUAUGAACAUCCUCUUCUUGGGCCUGCUCUUCUGUCCACAUGAACAUUUUUAAAUUUUAUUGGGUUGGGAAAAUAGAAAAGCUUUUAUGAAUUGAGCCACAAGCAACAGAAAUGAAUAAGAGGCAUCAGAAAAAGUUUUAUAUAAUAUCUGUUUUUUGAAAUCAAGCUGCCAAGACUUGAAGUGAUUGAAAUACCUGAACUUUCACCUCCCUGCCACGGUGUGUCUUCUGUACAUAACUAACCUUUGAAACUUUCAACCAGCAUUAUAUAUGAUAAAGGAGAUAGUGUUGCUUUUUUCUUUUUUGAUGGUAGUAUGCAGGCAAUUUCUCCAAGUGCCUGGACUACCAAUGUAUGGAGCUGCUGAAAUGUAUAGCACGCGGAAGACUGGAAGAUGAAAGUGCCCAAUUCCUGGGAUGUAACUAAAUGCAGAGGUUAGGUUUUUUUUCUGAAAAUGGAAGAUAUAGAGGGUGCAGUGUCCAGGACCCAAGUGGGGGACUGCUGCUCACUCUCCUUUUUUAAACACAAAUUUUUUGCAAGGCUAGUAGCACCGUCUAGGUGAUGACUCCUGCAAAAAUAGGGAGAAGAGGGCAUUUUUAACUAUGACUAGGGUGUUUUAGUCUUAUAAAUUCUAGUACACAAAAUACAAAGCUAACUGCACAGCUGUUAACAUUCAUGGUGAUUAAUAACAUGUCUUUAGCUGUGUAGCUCCUCAUAGGCAUUUGUGGCUUCUAAAAUUGAUUUCUAACCAGAGACAUAUCUAAGCCUGUUCCCAAAGGAGAGGUCAUCUAUUUUGUUUCCUGUAGUGCUGUCCUUCAGAAGAAGUAUGCUAUCAGGGACUGGCUUGGUUAUUUUCCAAAAUGCUAAAUAAUCAUUUUGGAACUGAAGCUGAAUCACAAUGCUUUCAAACAAAUUUCCUGUGAAAACGGGCCCUGAAUAUAAUUGAUGUUACACACCUGAUAGAGAGUAGAGGUUUGUUCUGAUGGUGAAUGUUGCAAAGGGACUAUAUGUUAUCAUUAAGAACUGUGUUUACAGGAUUCUCUGGCAUAAGGAGGUAGAAUAAGGAGAAAAGGUCAGUUAUCUAAAAAGGGCAAGCAUGUGUUGCUAUUUUAUUAGCUUUAUUGUACAAAAGGACUUCACAAAGGCUGUCAAUAGCAAAUUAUACAAAUCCCCUCUAGGAGCUAAAUUUUGUGCUGCAUGUGCACAUCUGAGCCCAGCUGACUUCAGUUUGUAUCAAAUAAUCUAAUUGAUAUCCCUGGCCUGUCAGCCUUUUCUGUAAACUGAUAUUCCUUGGCUGUAUCACUAAAUCUGAGGUUUUCUGCUUAUCGGCACACUUAUGAAUUUGUCAGCUUCAUUUAUUGUCAACUUUCUGUAGGUAAUACCAUAAACUUUUAGAAUAAAAAUGCAUACUUUCAGGGUUUUUUUAGGAUUUUUUUUGGUAGGUGGAUGUCGCAGAGUUUUAUUUUUUAUUUUUACUAGCCUUCUAUAAUAGAGAAGUUAAAACAAGCAGCUAGUUCUCAUGAAAAUCUAUUGACAUUAAAGUGGGAAUAAAAAAUUCAUAAGUAGUCAAACUUUAUGCCCACGUGCCCAAAUCAUCCCAUGACAAAAAGCCAUGAGAAACGUACCAUGCACUUGGGAGAGCUGAAGGAGUUGGGGAACAGGCACUGAGCAGGAGGAGGACUCCCCAGGAUGAUACAGGACUAGGCUGGGUGUACAACCAGGAUCCAGGACACCCCAGGAACUUCCACCAUCAGCUCCUUCUGGUGGCUGGUUUCCUCCUGUCAGCUGGGAAUUCGGUUCAGCCACCAGCACCUGUGCCAGCGUGGUCCUGCUCCCAAACAUGGGAGAUAAAAUCUGCAGAGCAGCCGUGCUGGCUACUUGCAAGCUGUGUUUUAGAUCAUGACUUGCGGGUUGACCAGUUACAUUGAACAAUUUAAAACCAUAAAUCAAGAGGAAUUCUGUGACAGAGACCCAUAGCAUUAAUAGCAACAGAGGACACUGCACUUGGAAAUAAAUUAUGAAUAUACAAGGGAGUCAAAAUAAACUGCUCACCUCAGAGUCACUCUUCCUGCCACUGCUGUUACAAGGAAGACAGGUGGCAAUAUACGUCCUUUCCUUACUGUUCAACUUUUUCAGGUGAUUAAGCAAUGCUAAUUGGAAACAAGAAAAGUAUAAUCCAGUCAAUGACUCAACAAUAUCAGCCAUUCUCAGUUAUCUUCAGUCUUCACAUAUUCUGUGAUUACAACAAUGAAAGCUAUUUUUCCUUUUCCUUUCUAAAAGAUGAAAUAUGCUUGACACUGUGCUAAACAUGAAAUGUUAAUCACUUAAAUUACCAUAAAAUCGGAAUUUGGCUGCUAGAGGUAUGCUGAACAUCCCUACCUCGAGAAAUCCACUAGGAUUCUCAUGUUCCCGUACUAUGUACUAUGCAUAAAGGGCCAAAAUAGGUGCAGUUCUUUGCCUCUGCAAACCUGGGACAUCACAGAGAUUGCCAAGGGCAGAAAUUGUUCUGUGGAUCAAAGAGCUUUCUCUUUUAAAGGCUGAGAAAAGGGUAUGCUCCAGUGUCUGUGUUUACAAGAUAAAUCUCCAAAGACAAGGCAACUCACUGUAAUAUUUUUUUUUAAACAUAAUCAAGAUACAAAACAAUCUUCAGAAAUGUUUAUGAAAAACUAGACAAUUUGGGGGCCCUUAACUUUAUCCCAGGUGGAGGUUAUCAUUCCAUGCCACAGGAAGUAUUGGGCAGGACACAAAGAAUAAACUUCCAAGCUAACAAGAAAGUUCUGGUAGGAAUUUUGUUUCGAUUCCCAAUAAACACAGCCCUGGAAGAGGUUAAAUUUGCACCCCGUUGGCUCUUUGCAGACACACACACAGGUUGUGUUAGGAUCCCAGAAGAUAGUUGGUGUUCUGGCUGGCAGGGGUUGGCUCUUUCACUCAGUGAAGAACUGCUUUCAGGUAGAAACUGCAGCAGGAGCAAGGUGCUUGUAGCAGAAGUUUCAAGCGGUUUAAGUCUGGCUAUGUGUUUUAACAGAGAAAGUUUUAUUAAAAUUAUGUACUGAGCUUUAUUUUUGCAUUGUUUAAUCUAUAGAGAAUAUAAUAUUUUUAAAAAAAACCAAAACAUUAUUACAAAGAAACCUGGUAGAAUAUGCAAAUUUAAGUAUUGCUUUACUUUCACAGAAACAGAGAAGCUGUUUUGUUGUUUUCUUGAGUUACAUGUGACUAAAACAAAUUUUAAAUGGUGAAAUUAGUUUGUCAGAAGCUGAAUUGCAACUUCAUAUUUUGCAUGCUAGAGGCUGAGUCCAGCAAAGAAAAAAAAAAGAAAGCUAAGUUCAACUUAGCUCUAGUUAAAACAGGAUUUCUUAAAUGUCUGUGUACUUUGCUGUACUGAGACCUAAGGGAUAUCCACAAUACUUGCUUUUCAUAUUGGAGAAUUACGGGGCUUUGACUUCUUGUCUUAAAGAAUAGAAUCAAAUAAUAUAACUCUGCUUAAAAAAUAAAAGUUUUAAACAUCUCUAUGGAAGGCUGAUUGUUUAUGUUGAGAACU
Calidris pugnax (ruff) is the source of this 4239-nucleotide messenger RNA. It is a transcript of the gene ERICH5, whose product is annotated as glutamate rich 5. The coding region runs from base 34 to 693 and encodes 219 amino acids. The record is from RefSeq and is a predicted model, not a curated record. NCBI's taxonomy places the organism in Eukaryota, Metazoa, Chordata, Aves, Charadriiformes, Scolopacidae. The transcript is spliced from 4 exons.